This is a messenger RNA of Didymodactylos carnosus, 1053 nucleotides long. NCBI's taxonomy places the organism in Eukaryota, Metazoa, Rotifera, Eurotatoria, Philodinida, Philodinidae. The record is from the annotation of a GenBank genome assembly.
AAUCUAAAUCCCUUACGCGUCGUUGUACCGUUUACCACUCUAACUAAUGUUCAGUAUUCCUUUUUCUAUUCUACUUCUUCUGAUUGGAAUAAUCUACCACCGUAUGUUGCUUCAGCACCUACUGUGAAAUCUUUUAAAAGCAAUUUAAAAUGGUACUUGAGUUUUUUCUGAUCUGUUAUCUACGUACGUGAUAUUUUUCUAUCAGGUGUAAGUCUACUACAGCUCUUUUGUUGUUGCUACAAGCCCUCAUGCUUUUUGAUGUACCUCCUUUGACACAAUGUAACAUCUUUUAUUAUUACUUUCUGUUUGUUGUCAAUAAAUAUAAAAGAAAAGAAAAGAAAGAAAAGACAUUUUUGAAGGCCAAAAGACACCCAAGCAGUUCAUUACUAACAUCAUCGUACCGCUGCCAAAGAAAGGUGAUCUAAAGAUAUGGACGAUGAACAACAAAUGUACCAUCAAAGUGGAAAACUAGUUCGAUUUCUUGAUUCUUGGAAAUCAUCAGGAGAAAAUCUGUUUGAACGAAUAUCUCAAUUAACUUCAGCCAUGGCGAAAGCUAGUUAUUGGAAUGCACUAGAAGUUGAUAUUAUUCAAGCAUGGUUAGACGCUCUUCAAUACAUUCAGUACAAGCCUCCGUCCUUAGUGAAAGAAAAAAAGAGUCACACUCAACAACUUAGGCGAACAGCUGUUUGUGCUACAGGACUAAUGGAAUGCUUAGAUGAAGGCUGGACAGCGACUUUUCCAGAACUAAAAAAGCGUCUUGCCGGUGAUAUGGAUGUGUUCAUGUUUUUGUCUUCUACAUCUAAAAGUUCACACGAAAUGCAACAGGCUCUACGGCAACAAGCAACAGUGCAAGUCUUUUAUGAGGACCGUAAUCUAGAUCCAAAGUUCAUGCAAACGUGUUCUUCAGAUUUCAAGUUACGAUCUGAUCUCACCAUUAAUAGCUUCUUACAACAAAUAUGGGCCAUAUUAAAAUGCCACGAUUUAGUUAUUGAGUAUUUGAAGAAAAUGAAUGUUGAAUAUCAGUUACUUGUUCGAGCUAGGGCUGAUCACUGA